Mercenaria mercenaria is the source of this 4934-nucleotide messenger RNA. RefSeq names its product LIM and senescent cell antigen-like-containing domain protein 1. Gene Ontology annotation, biological process: cell-cell adhesion; positive regulation of integrin-mediated signaling pathway; cell-cell junction organization. Gene Ontology annotation, cellular component: cytoplasm; focal adhesion; cell-cell junction. The transcript has 10 exons. The record is from RefSeq and is a predicted model, not a curated record. NCBI's taxonomy places the organism in Eukaryota, Metazoa, Mollusca, Bivalvia, Venerida, Veneridae. Bases 991 to 2181 code for a protein of 396 amino acids.
UUGUCAGCUGACACAGAUCGUCUUGUAUCAUAAUUAUGUGAAGGAAUAUUCAAUAUUUGAGGACAUAAAAAUGGUUGUUUUGUUCACUAUUCUUAUGAUUUUGUAUAGCCUGAAUUUGGUCACCUUGACGCAAAAUGCAGAUAACUGCAUUGACAUAUGCAUAUAUUAAUAUAAGAUAGCAGUUCUCCACUUUUGAGCUAAGGUGAUGACGUGACAAGUGCUCAAGAAGCAAGUUCUCAUUGGUAUCUGCAGACAUUUCAACAUCAAAAUUGUAAAGUUUAAAUGCACGGACGGAUGUAUCAUUGGUUUCAGAAUUAAGUUAAAGUUCAGACAAUUCAACAAAAACAUCAAGCAAGACAUGUAGAUGAGCAGUGACACUCUAUUUUGCAGUGUAUUAAUUUGCGGCAUUUUUAGAUGAAUGAUAAUUAUGUAAAUUCAGUUUUAUUUCAAACAUUUGUCAACUUAAUGUAGAUAAAAUUGGGCUGUAACAUGUUUAAUCUGUGUUGAUACAGUGGAUGUGGUUGAUGAUAAUUAUGUUGACAUUGUUUAUCAAAUUGUUUAUCAGGUAAACAAUUUAUUGUUUACAGUUGAUGUGUGCAUUUGAAAAUUGUUACAAAUUGGAAAGUUAAAGGGCUUUAAUUGUAUUGAGAAAAAUUUUGAAUUUGUUUGAUGGACUAGUAAUUUUUGUUGGAUUUAAAAAAAGUGAUAUUUGGAAGUAUCGUAUUCAAAAAGUAUAUGUAGGCUUGUUCUUCUUGAUGUGCUGUUCAUUAAUUGGUGACAUAGGGUUCAUUUGACAGUUUUUGUUGUGCUAUAUUGGGAAUAGAUUCAAAUCGUUUCUAUCAUUAAAUUUAACUUUACAGGAAAUACUGAGUGUAUAUUUUAACUAAUAUUCAUUGAAUUAUUUAAGUGAACAAUUUGAAAGUAUUGAAAGGGAGAAAAGAAUUCAGCUUGAUAUAAGUGAAUAUUGGACUUAAUUUAUAAAGUGACAUUAUGUCUAUAACUUCAACACCACGACCACCAAAUCCCAUGAGGCUUCAGUCACUGAGUGAACGGAAUGAAAGUACGCUGUUCCAGAGGCGGCGGCUACAUCCACAUGAGCAUGAUAACCCCCCACUUGUGGGUAUACAUGAGAUCGGAGCCCAGCAUGGGGCUGAUCAACCUGGGGCUCCCUUGCCAGGGUUCCCUGUUCAGAAUGGACCAAGUUCUGACAUGUCUAUGGGCAUUGGAGUGUGUUGUCGAUGUGGCGAGGGUUUUGGACAACACCAGCAGAUCGUUAACUCCAAUGGUGAAGUGUGGCACCCACAAUGCUUUGUGUGUGCCCAGUGUUUUCAACCUUUUCCUGAAGGGAUUUUCUACGAGUUUGAAGGAAGGAAAUACUGUGAGCAUGACUUCCAUGUUCUGUUUGCCCCCUGCUGUGGUAAAUGUGGAGAGUUUAUUGUUGGACGAGUGAUCAAGGCUCUAAAUAACAGUUGGCAUCCGGACUGUUUCCGUUGCCAGAUCUGUGCUGGACCCCUGGCUGACUCCGGAUUUGUGAAAAAUGCUGGAAGAGCACUGUGUCGGGAGUGUAAUGCCCGGGAGAAGGCUCGUGGGUUAGGGAAGUACGUCUGCCAUAAGUGCCAUGCUAUAAUAGAGGAAGGACAUAUAAAGUACAAAGGAGAAGCCUUCCAUCCCUAUCACUUCAACUGUAACUCGUGCAGUAUUGAGUUGAAUGCGGAUGCGAGAGAGGUGAAUGGAGAACUGUACUGCCUAAGAUGUCAUGAUAAGAUGGGUAUACCUAUCUGUGGAGCUUGCAGACGGCCCAUUGAGGAGAGAGUUGUCCAUGCCCUAGGAAAAGCAUGGCACGUGGAGCAUUUUGUGUGUGCCAAAUGUGAGAAACCUUUCUUUGGCACAAGACAUUACGAGAAGAAGGGACUGGCAUACUGCGAGAUUCACUACCACCAGCUGUUCGGAAACAUCUGUUUCACAUGCAACAGUGUCAUCUCCGGAGAUGUAUUUCAUGCAUUUAACAAGGCGUGGCACGUGAAUCAUUUUGCAUGUUCUAUAUGUGAUAGAAAGAUGAGUCAAAAGACAAAAUUUUUCGAGUUUGAUCUGAAACCAGUCUGCAAAUUUUGUUACGACAAGUUUCCUGGUGAGUUGAAGAAACGACUGAAGAAAGCGUAUGACGAACAGAAUAAAAAAUAAAACAGGGAUUUAAUUACGCAUUUAUUGUUUGAUAAUAUUGUUAUAUUCAUGCAUGCCUUAGAAAAUGUUAUAGUUAAAAAAUUUUAGUCUAAACUGUUUCAGUUAUACAUUAUGUAAAUAGAAUAUAGCAGUUUUCAAAAUACAUGUAUUAUAAUUUAUAUGCUUAACCCAUUCAUUUGACAUUUGUUAUAUCAGAUUUGCUAGGGAUUUCACAAUAGGGAAAAUAUCUAUCACAAAUACCUAGUUCUCUUGACUGAUAAAGAUUUUUUUGAUGUAUCAUGUGUCAACAUUUGUACUUGAACAUUGUCUCCUCUGAAACUACAAGUCAAUAUUACACCAAACUUUGUGAAGUUUUUUUUUCCAAUGGUUUAGUUUGGUCCCUGUCAGUGUCAAAAGUAGAAAAACCUUUAAAUGAGUUCUUCUCAUGAAUCACAUGAUAGAUCUUCAUCAAACUUUGUGUUUAUCAUUAUUGAAAUUGUUAUGUUGACCCGUUCAGGGGCCCUCUUGUUUAUACUGAACACAGAUGUUACAAUUCAUGAUUCAGUGUGUCCUCCACAUAUCCCUAGUCAAAUAGUCAAGAUCAGGUGAGCAUGUAGGGCCUCUAUGGUCCUCUUGUACUUCUUAUACAAUGUAUAUUGACUUUUAUUCAUAUGGUUGGCUUGCUAAAUGUCUGGUUUUGGCAAUUUAGAAAAAAAUAAUUCCAGUAUAUUUAGAAUGAAUUUCAUAAUAUCUAUAAGAAGAUACUUUUAAAGCAUUAAAACACAGGCAAGCAAAAUAAAACACAGGCAAGUAAAAAUAAUAAUAGACACGAGUCUGGUUCGUGAGAGGGCCUUUUAGCAAUGGCUUAAGUGGUAUUCUAUUACACAGAUAAAUUCAGUGGACUUUUAUAUCUCAAAAGACCAGAAAAUGAAACAAUCGGAGUCCAAGUUAUGGAAUACUUUUAUUCAAACAGUUUCAUUUUACCAUAGCUCCAACUUCUUGAUGAAAAAACAAAGAUCUGCCAUAAUUAGAUCUGACAGUAAGUUUAUGCGAUCUCAGUUUGUUACCAGAUAUUAACAAAUCUAUUAGAAGAAUACAUAUUUACUUACAAAUGAAUGUCUCCUUUUAACAUUGUUAUUACUUGUAUAAUAUACUGUAAAAUCAUAUGAUUUUGUGGAGAUGAAAGUUCGUGGUUUCAGGUAGAAAGACUAAUAUGGGGGAUCUGUUUUUCAAUAUUUCCUGGAUAACGUGUUAAGAUAAAAUGAAUGAGAAUUUCGCACAUUUGUUUAUUGGGAUUUAAGUUUGUUUAUUGACACGACCACAGAAUGCACGAAAAUUAGUCCCCCACAAAAAUUAAUAAUAUUACCGUACUAGACGCAUAAAACUUUUGUAUAUUAAGAUGUAUUGAAAUGUUAAAUAUUCCCAAAAAUAUUGGACAGUCAUACAUGUACAGUCAUUAAUGGUGUAAACUGUUUGUAAAUAUGAAUCAUAAACUACACGAAAAGUGCAAUAUUUAGCUUUUAACAUAUUAAACAUUAAGCAGAAUAUAAGGUAUGUAUUCAUUUCGUCCCAGUAAUGUAGAUUUUCAUAUUUCUUCAUUUGUAAUGACAGGUUUUGAGAGAUAAUGAAAAUGUGUGAGGUGUAAAUAUGCCAAGCAGAAAUCAUAAGCUUCUACUUAAAUACAUUAAUCAAAUAUCACUGCCAUAUUUGUUCAAGUAAACCUGGGGCAUCCGUGGUCGAGUGGUUAUGGUCGCUGACUUCAAAUCACUUGCCCCUCAUUGAUGUGGGUUCGAGCCUCACUCGGGGCAUCGAAUUCUUCAUGUGAGGAAGCCAUCCAGCUGACUUACGGAAGGUCGAUGGUUCUACCCAGGUGCCCCUGCUCGUGAUAAAAUAAUGCACGGAAGGUCACUUGGGGUCUUCCUCUACCAUCAAAAGCUGGAAAGUCGCCAUAUGACCUAUAAUUGUGUCUGUGCAAUGUUAAACCAAAAACCAAAAACAUUAAUUGUUUAAGCAUUUCUGAUAUUAAGUUUCACAUGUUAAUGUAUAACAUUUUUGUAUGAUAAUAAAAAUGAUUACUAAAUAUUUCAUACUUUAAGCCCACAGGCUAAUAAAGUUCUAUUGGACUUUUAUUCACCAAUGUCUUUAACUAGGAGAAAUCAUUUUUCUCCAUUUUUUGUGUUGCUUAAAAAGAUUCUGACAUAGAGAUAAUAUAUUUGGCAAUAUUUCUGACAAAAUAUUCUGCAGAUUGUUUUUUAUCAUAACAAACAUACAAGAAAAGUUUUCAUUCUUUUUCUUUUUGUACUUUUAAAGUUUAUAUAUAGAAAAUUGAUAAAUAUCAUUCAUAACCUUGAAACAUUUCAGAAACAUGUGAGUGUUGAUUAGGUAUCUGUAAACAUGUCUUACUUUAUGCUUGAGUUAUGAAACAGGUAAGUACUUUAAUUGAAUUAAAUGAAAUGCAUAGAAAAUGUCAGUAUUUCUUAAAUCUAUCUAUAUUGAUAUUGUUUUGAAUAUUCAAGUAGACCUAUUCUACAUUCAGCAUAAAAUUAUAUUUUUCAGUGAAGGAAUCAUUAGAAAGGCUUCAUAGAGAACUUGUUGAAGAAUAAUUAGAAAUACAUUAUAGAAAACCUUUUUGUUAUUAUUAUUGUAUUGUAUCAUGAUAUAAUGCUAGUUAUUGUAAUUUAUUUUAGAUAUAGCGGUUCUGUUAAAUACAUUUUCAGUUACCAUUAUAAACAGUUGCAUACAUUGUAUUUGACAGAAUAAAUUUGCAAGAAGUA